Molecule: messenger RNA, 1435 nt
Organism: Dalotia coriaria
Lineage: Eukaryota; Metazoa; Arthropoda; Insecta; Coleoptera; Staphylinidae
Gene: IFT57
Product: intraflagellar transport 57
Exons: 3
Coding region: 114-1313 (399 amino acids)
Biological process (GO): intraciliary transport; non-motile cilium assembly
Cellular component (GO): Golgi apparatus; centrosome; intraciliary transport particle B
Source: RefSeq, a predicted model, not a curated record
AAAAAUAUCACGCAUGCUCAAUGUGUACAAAACAUUUGAAUACAAACAAAGCGACGCGUCCAAAAAUAAAUCCACUUCGAGAAAUUUUUCCAAUAAAUUGAAUUUCCUCCAAAAUGGAACGAAAAGAUGCGUUGAUACACAGCGAAAAGGAACAAGAAUAUUCCUACGCUGGUUACGCUAUAAUGGAAGAUUUGCUGGAGAAAUUGAAAGCUCUAAACUUUGAUAAAGAAUUCACCAACGGGCUGAAGAUGAAACCGAUUCACAGAUAUUAUUUUAUGGUACAAAAAAAUCCCGGAGAGCAAUUUUAUCUUUUUUGUUCGAUUGCCGCCUGGCUUAUUCGCAAAACCGGCGGAAUUUUCGAACAACCCCAAGAAUACGACGAUCCAAACACAACAAUCUCAAAUAUUCUGGAAGUAGUACGUGCUAACGGUGUUGUUAUCGACUUUCCUCCUAAUAAAUUAAAACAAGGAUAUGGUGAAAACAUCGUAUUUGUUUUAAAUCACCUUGCUGAUUCCGCUUUGGAACAUGUUAACUUCCACUGGAAGAAACCCAAACCUCCAGUAGAAGUCGAAGAAGAAGCUGAGAUGAUUGAAGACGAAUCUGAGUUGAUUCUCGACCGCGUAGAGGAGGAAAUGAUGGCUUAUUAUUCCGAUGAUGAAGAGGACGAUCUCGGUUUUAACAUUGAUAAUCUCUCCGCAAGGAACAAAACCACAGCGGAAGUUUUCGAAAUCAACGCGAAUGUUGAUGAAGAAGCCUGGAAGUUGGAAUUGGAGCGGGUUUUACCACAGUUGAAGGUGACUAUCAGUAAUAAUAGUCGUGAUUGGAGGGCACAUCUGGAACAGAUGAAGUUGUAUCGUGGUACGAUUGAUAAUACACUUUCGGGGACGAAGAGUUCGCUGGAGAAGAUUCAUAAGAAUAUUUCCAAUACAUUGGAGAAGGUGAAUAAUAGAGAGAAGUAUUUGAAUCGGGAGUUGGAGCCGACGUUGGAGACGUUUAGGACGCAGCAGGAUCAGUUGUCGAAGGUUAAGGAGAAUUAUGCGGCGAUUAGUGGAGGUGUUACUGAGCGCACCAGGGAACUGGAGCAGUUGAGCGUGCGCUUGGAGUCGCUGAAGCAUGAGAUGGAGGAGAGAGGAAGUUCUAUGACUGAUGGAACUCCACUGGUGAAAAUUAAGAAAGCCAUCACGCAAAUCAAGAGUGAAAUCUCCCAAAUGGACAUCCGUAUUGGUGUUUUACAAUGUUUACUCUUGCAAUCAAAAAUCCAAGAGCGCAAACUCUUAGAAGACGACUUGGGGCAAAGUAUUCAAGCGUUUUAAUUCUGCUUCAAUUCAGUAAGUCUUGCAACUUGCUAAAGCCGUGUGCGGAAUGCAGUUGUUGAUUGUUUCUAAAUAAACAUAUUGAAUUUCUUCAGCUUUAAUAAAACACUAUCACAUUAUAA